CUCAAGUUUGAUAAGUGUUUUGUUACUGCGAACAGCAAUUGUAACGGCCUUUUAAACGAUGGGAUAAUGUAACAUUAGAGAUGUAUAAAUACGCGUAGAAGAAGCGAAACUGAACUGUUGAAACAAAGUCGUGGGUUUUAUAACCAUGUGUUAUGCGUAGUGCAGGUACAGUUAUGGCAUCUCCGGGGUAUUUUGGUGACGGUCCGCCGUUGCGUGAGCGUGACCAGUACUUCACCGAGGUCAUCAGCCAGAAGAUGCGCGUGCCCGAGAGGCUGCGGUUCGGACCGGCGGUUCAUAAGCACGAGUCUGCAGACCUGACAUCUGAAAGUCUACCUGCAGCCUACAGCAUGCACAUACCAGACAGACUGGCCUUAACAGAUGUUCCUGACCUGAGUCCACGGCCUCUCUUCUCCAAACACUCCUCAUCCAUGUGGGACCUGCAGCAUGGCUCAUGGGACAGAGAGGCGUACCUGAGAGAGCCUGUUCAGAGUCCACUCCGUAGGUCUUAUAGUGACCAGGCCUUUGGUCGGACCCCACCUGGAACCCCCACACACCCUAAACAGGCACUCCACUCACAGUCUCCCCGCCGUGUUGGACGUCCCCCUGCUGUAGACUCAGACCCGUCCCCACCAAAGCCCCAGGGACUCCCGUCCAUCCCACCCAACCUGCUCUCCCCACAGAGCGUCCUGCAGGCCGCCAAGGAGCUGGGCCAGCAGGCUUCUCAGAAAAUCCUCCAGACUGUCACCAGUAAAUACUCCUCCAGGUUCGGUUACUCAGAAAACCGCCCCUCCCAGGCUGUGGAAGUUCAACCUGACCAGAGCAGGACAAGUGCAUCACAGGAGUACUGGCUCAGCCCAGAGGACGACACAGGAACUGCUGUUGAAUUUAUGGUGCUCCGCAGACAGGUGGUGAAGAUGAGCAGACGGAUAGCAUGUCUAGACAGACAAAACGCAGAGCGCAGACAGACGGAGCUGGUGCUGUUCUCUCUGCUGGCGUCUGCCUGCCUGAUCAACGGCUGGCUGUGGAUGCGUAGAUGACGGCUCACACUGCAGACGUCCUCCAUAACACUAUAAACACACGGCUCUACUCAUAUUUUAUACAGCAGCGCUUUUUCUGUCCUGGAAAGUAGUAAGUGGGAGAUAUUUGUGUCUUGGCAGUGAGCCGACCCAGUUAUAGUGCAUGGAUGGCCUAGAAACCCCCCAUGUAGAGCACUGUAAAAUUCAUUUAAAGAGGCUGAAAAGUUUUUGUAUUGUCAUAUAAUCACAGUUGUGAUGUGAAGCACUGAUGGAAAUGUGGUGUAGAAGUGGCAUAUCAGUCAUGUUCGGUAUUGAAGUCUCUGGCUGUUUUCAUCGAUCUUUGUAGUAGCUGGUGAGCAUGUGCCAAGCGUGUUAAAAACUGCAGAUAUUGGAUUUUCUGUAAGUUAUGUUAGAAAUAUCAUGAGUUUACUUUUUUGCACCUAAUAAGGUGUAAACCUGAUGCGUGAUGUAUAUUUCAAAUAAAUAUUGU
This is a messenger RNA of Triplophysa rosa, 1506 nucleotides long. Its product is annotated as mitochondrial fission factor. Gene Ontology annotation, biological process: positive regulation of mitochondrial fission. The record is from RefSeq and is a predicted model, not a curated record. The transcript has 8 exons. Gene Ontology annotation, cellular component: mitochondrial outer membrane; peroxisome. Bases 153 to 1037 code for a protein of 294 amino acids. NCBI's taxonomy places the organism in Eukaryota, Metazoa, Chordata, Actinopteri, Cypriniformes, Nemacheilidae.